AUGGAUAUUCUGAGUAAGUUCCUCCGAGUAAAAAGAAAGUCAGAGUAUCUGACCGACAAAGGGCGCAUAAAAAUAACGAAGAAGGACAAAAGACUCAUCAACAAGUUUAAGUCAAACAGGUCUGUCUCUCCCUUCGUUAUUGAGAGACCCAACUCCACGAGCUACGUAUGCGACACGCGCCACGAGCCGCUGGUGUCCGCAGUGACGCACGAGCCCACACCCGACCAGAUACGCAGAGAAAAAGAAGCAGAGAAAGUGUUCCUCGAGAAACAGAAGAGAAAGCAGAAAAAGAGGGAGAACCGAGAAAUAGUGGAGGAUGUAGAGGAUCUCUGGGAGGGAAGAGAGCAGAAGAGCGAGCAAAUGGACAGGAAACUCAGCAGAAAAACAGAAAGACCAAAGCAAACAGAUGCAUACGACAGCGCAGAGAUGGCCCUCAGAACAACAAGAGAGGGAAUAUGGAAGAACAUCCACUUCUACAGAGACGUAGUCAGAAGGCCAAGGGUGUACAGCUCAGAGCUGGACAGACUGAACAAGAAGCUGCUGCCGGUAAAAGUAAAAGUGCCUGCAGACACUGAAGUGCCAACCAAAGAGUACACAGAUAUACCGUAUAAGGAAAAUAUUAGAGACGUAAUCGUAAUGUCUGAUGGGAUAUAUUACAUAGUAGUGCACAGCUCGUCUAUAUCUAUAAGAGACGCGGAUGGAUAUCUGCCCAUUAGAUCGAUCAGAUUUAUAUCAGAGAGCGGAGAUGUGCUGAUAAGAGGCGCAUAUCUGUCACCAGACGAGAAGAAGCUGGCUAUUAUAACAUUUGGGCACGGGAUAGUGAUAGUAAAUGUCCUCAGCACUCUUUUGAAUACCUGCGAGAUAGACAAGACCAUUAACAUAGACAGUAGCAAUGGCGCAAAUGAAAAAGAGAAUAAUGAAAAUAUUGAGAAUAACGAGAAUAACGGGAAUAUUGGGACAAGUGAGAAUGAAAGUAAAUACAUUAGAAUAUUCGGCGAUAAAACAUUCAGAAGAGGAGCGUGGCAUCGGGGCAGCGUGUACUUUGCAGCUAUACUCCAUGGACAGGUGGUUAUUAUCAACACAAAAAAGAGCAAGGCUGUUGUCUUCUACAAGGGAACACAGAAGAUACAGCAGGUGGAGUUCCAUCCCACAAAGAGCAUUAUCAUUAUGAUGGGUCCUUCGAACAUAUUCUUCUACGGCUUAUCCACCAAGAGAAAAGACAACAAAAAAACGAUCUAUCACAUUUCAGCCGCCAACACGCUCUGUCUUUCUCUUAACACAGAGACCAUGUUCAUAGGAACCGCUGCAUCACAGGUGCAGAUAUUCAAAAUAACGAAAGAGUUUGAGGCUAAGUUCAUCAGGUCUAUAUCUACAAGAGACACGCCGCGUAGAAUAGUACUGCAUAGCAGAUACGGUUAUGCUGCUGUGUUUGAUAAGUCGCCAACCUUCCUGGUGUACGGGAACGGAUCAAGAGACGAUUUGCUGCCCAUGGAAAGAGUAGGAGCUAUACACAAGUAUGAAUCAGUGUACAAGUCAGGGAUAUUCCACAGAGAGUAUCCUAAGGCUCUGUUCAGCAUAGCAAAUAGACUGACUGUUCUAUAUCCAGAGUACAAGAUAGCAGCAUAA
This is a messenger RNA of Nematocida minor, 1626 nucleotides long. RefSeq lists its product as uncharacterized. Gene Ontology annotation, molecular function: protein binding. The record is from RefSeq and is a predicted model, not a curated record. The transcript has a single exon. Bases 1 to 1626 code for a protein of 541 amino acids. NCBI's taxonomy places the organism in Eukaryota, Fungi, Microsporidia.